AUGGCACCCGCAGCAGCCCCCUGGCGCUCCCUCUUCCUGUCAAGCCUCGAAAAAAGCAAAUCGUCCUCCUUUUCCCUAGCCUCAAUAGCACAUACAUCCACCAACAAACCCGUCCCGCGCGCCCGCACCGUCGAAUUCCGCGGCUUCUUCCCCAAGCCCGCCUCAACACUCCACCACUCCGGCAUCGACGCGCUGAAGAACCAAGGCAUCGGCCUGAACCCGGAUAUCUACGAGAGCGACCUCUUCUCCGUGACCACAGACGCGCGUAUGAAGAAGAUGGGGCAGCUGACGGAGUCGGACGAGGCCGUUGAGGGCGUGUUUUGGUUCGAGGAGGUCUCGGCGCAGUGGAGGGUUCGUGGGAGGGCGCUUGCCGUUGGGGAUCCGGCGAAUGGUGCGGAUGAGAUGGAGGCUAGGGAGAGGGUGCAGAAGGUCCUCAGGGUUAAGGGGGAUGCGAAUGCGAAUGCCGAGGGGGAUGUCAAGGAGUGGGAGUGGGAUAGGCAGGUUGCGACGUAUUUUGCCAAUCACAGUCCUGUUAUGAGAGGGACCUUUAAGAGUCCGCCUCCUGGCACGCCGCGCUCUGAGGCGCCGUCUGACCCGCGCCUUAAGCUGAAUCAAAAGGUCGAAGAUCUCAAGGAUGAGGUUGCGAGGGCGAACUUCCGCGUUCUGCUCAUUUUCCCGGAGGAGAUGGAGAGGCUGGACUUUUCGAACCCGGACGAUGUGCGGAGGACGAACUGGGCGCUUGUGGAUGGCGAGAAGGCCACGCAUUCCGACCGGAUCAAGUCCACGAUGGCCAGUGUAGCAACUGGUGCGGGAGGCAGCGGCGGCGGCGGCGGCGGCGGCGAUUCACCAGGAGGGGAUAAAGGGAAGGGAAAACUGGACAAAGUCGACACCGGCAACUCGGGCAGUGGGAAGAAGAAGCGUUCGAGAAAGCAAAAGGGUAAAGCGAAAAUGCAAUCGAUCAAGGGUAAAGAGAAAUUGGAAUCGAUGAGCGACGCAAUCACCAGCUCCGGGACCGCCAGUGCAGGACUAUCCAGCGGGGCCUUAGGUGGUGAGUCUUCCUUUUACAGCUACGAGAACGAAGCCAAAAACAUGACUUACUCGGUUUCCCCAGUGCCAGCAACCAGUCCCGCUACGACGAGUCCCGCCGCAGGCUCAGUCCCCGUGGCGAGUGUCCUUAAUUCCGUGACAGAAACCCUGCAGAACCAGUGUCUUGCAUCAACACCAUCGAGUGGAAAUUCUGGCAGCAAUACGCCUGGUACUAGUUCCUUAAAGAGAAAGUCUGAAGAGCCGCAAGUCGCAAGAAAGCUGGUUAAAAAUCCUGCGGACCUUGAGCACCAAGGGACAAGUCCCAGAUCAGACCGCGCAGCUCGCCGAAGCGCCCAAGUAGCAUCGUCCAGUCAGGAAACCGAACAGCAAGAACCGUCAACCGCACAGCAAGAACCGUCAACCGCGGAACAAAUGGCACGGUCAGGACUGCCGAAGGGGCCUUGGGUAGUGCCGCCUCCGCCCCCUCGCGACCAGGGCCGAAAACUGAAACGAAUGCCAACGGAAACAGGAAGCGCAAGUAUAGGAGGCGCGAACAAGGGACCUGGAGAGAGUUCAUCGUCAAGCAAACCAAAAUCCUCGAGGUCACCGCAGACUGCAACGUCAUCGGGAACGGUCCAGGGCCAAGUACUAAAGAAAGACGAUUCGAGUUCCGAAGGCGACAGUAUACUGAAGGGCUUCCCCCUUAGGCAAUCACCACCGGACCAGGUAAACAAGACUCGGCCGAUGAAACGGGAUAGCGAUGAUGAGGAUGGGCCUGGUGCUGGUGCUCCGCCAAUUGCCGCCUAG
This is a messenger RNA of Aspergillus mulundensis, 1833 nucleotides long. RefSeq lists its product as uncharacterized. Gene Ontology annotation, molecular function: FMN binding. The transcript has 5 exons. Lineage: Eukaryota; Fungi; Ascomycota; Eurotiomycetes; Eurotiales; Aspergillaceae. The record is from RefSeq and is a predicted model, not a curated record. The coding region runs from base 1 to 1833 and encodes 610 amino acids.